Molecule: messenger RNA, 1056 nt
Organism: Aaosphaeria arxii CBS 175.79
Lineage: Eukaryota; Fungi; Ascomycota; Dothideomycetes; Pleosporales
Product: guanine nucleotide-binding protein, beta subunit
Exons: 5
Coding region: 1-1056 (351 amino acids)
Biological process (GO): G protein-coupled receptor signaling pathway
Cellular component (GO): cytoplasm; heterotrimeric G-protein complex
Molecular function (GO): protein binding; signaling receptor complex adaptor activity
Source: RefSeq, a predicted model, not a curated record
AUGGCCGAUAUGAGUUCAGAAUCCAUCCAGCAGAAGAUACAGGUCGCGAGGCGCGAUGCCGAGGCCCUCAAGGACAGAAUAAAGCGCAAGAAGGACGAGCUCGCUGACACCACCCUCCGCGAUGUCGCGAAGCAGCGUGUCGAGGCUCUGCCCCGACUCACCAUGAAGACGAAGCGCACCCUGAAGGGCCAUCUCGCCAAGAUCUAUGCUAUGCACUGGUCGACCGACCGACGGCAUCUCGUCUCUGCCUCUCAGGAUGGAAAACUCAUCAUUUGGGAUGCAUACACCACGAACAAGGUCCACGCCAUUCCUCUCCGCUCCUCAUGGGUCAUGACCUGCGCAUACUCCCCGUCCGGCAACUACGUCGCCUGCGGUGGUCUUGACAACAUCUGCUCCAUCUACAACCUCUCCGCACGGGAAGGCCCAACUCGCGUCGCCCGCGAACUUUCUGGUCACUCCGGAUACCUCAGUUGCUGCCGAUUCAUCAGCGACAAGCGCAUCCUCACUUCUUCCGGUGACAUGACCUGCGUGCUCUGGGACUUGGAGACUGGCUCAAAGGUCCAUGAAUUUGCCGACCAUCUUGGAGACGUCAUGAGCUUGAGCAUAAACCCUCUCGACCACAACCAGUUCGUCUCCGGUGCUUGCGAUGCUUUCGCUAAGCUCUGGGAUAUCCGACAGCAGAAGUGCGUCCAGACCUUCGCCGCUCACGACUCCGACAUCAAUGCCAUCCAAUUCUUCCCCAACGGCAAUGCUUUCGGUACUGGCUCCGACGACGCUUCCUGCCGCCUCUUCGACAUCCGCGCCGAUCGCGAACUCCAGAGCUACACAAUUCCCGAGCCCGUCUGCGGUAUCACCUCCGUCGCUUUCUCCGUCUCCGGCCGUCUGCUCUUCGCUGGUUAUGAUGAUUUCGAGUGCAAGGUCUGGGAUGUUCUCCGAGGCGAGCGCGUAGGAACCCUCCAAGGACAUGACAACCGUGUCAGCUGUCUCGGUGUCAGCAACGAUGCUUUGUCUCUAUGCACUGGUUCAUGGGACUCCAUGCUCCGCAUCUGGGCAUAA